AUGGCAGUGAACUCGAUAUCCAUUGUUCCGAGAUCAGGACCGGCGUUGGCUCCAUCGCCUCCCGCCCCUCUUCAUUUACAGGGCAGAACACUGAUUCUGAAACCGCAACAACAGCAACAGCAACAGCAGCAUCAACAGAAGCCACAUCCACAACUACAGAAACAACUACAGCACAAGCCAAAACCAAAUUCUCAACUAAAGCAUGAUCAACAGCAACAACGUAAUCAAAUACACCACUCUGUGGCGAAAUCUUCUCCACCUUCAACCGGAAGUUCUCCCAUAGACAUGGCAUCCCCCGUCGCACAAGUAUCUAUAUCAGCUGGCUCUUCGUCUUCUUCACUAAAAAUAGGCACAUCCAAGGAUUGGGUGCUACCUCCCCGUCCGAAACCAGGAAGAAAGCCAGCAGUUGAUACGCCUGUUUCCAAGAGAAAGGCACAGAAUAGAGCAGCUCAAAGAGCGUUUAGAGAAAGAAGAGCCAAUCGUGUUCAAGAGUUGGAACAGAAACUUAGUGAGGUGGAGAAGGAGAAUGAACUUAAGGAAUUGGGCUUUAUUAACACUAUUACCAAGUUACAGGCUGAGAAUAAAUACUUGAAACGGUCAUUAGAACAAUUACGACUUGAUGUUGAUGCUCUUUCUUCCAAUAAAAGAAAGAACCCACAUAAUUCGCCUUCUCCUGGUGGAUUUUCUAGAUCUACUUCUUCAAAGAGUACACCGAUAGCCCUUAAUGGCUGUACACCUCCUCAACCCGCAAAUUCACCUAAUUCCGAUCUUUUAUCAAUCAGACCAAUUGCUCCUUCCUUUCCGAAACACAAUUCCCACGCAAGUACUGCUUCUACUUCAUCAUCGGCUGGUGCGGAUCUUAGAGGUGGCUCUUAUGCUAUCCAGCAAGUAUCUCCAGCUCCUUCCAUGGACUCACCUACACAUGCAAUGAAUUCAACCACUAACGAUGAUGAUAAGAGUUGUGGUAUUUGCACCAGAGAUGAUUGCUUAUGCGAAGAAGUUGGCUUGAAGGAAGUUGAUCCUGAUAGAGCCAGUGUUAAGUUAGAAGAACAAUUGAAAACAUUCAAACCCAUGGCUGCAGUAUCAUUGAGAAGGAAGAGAGAUAUUGGUACAGUUCAAGAAUUUGAUUUCACCUCCAAAUUUUCAACUAGAAAACCAAUGCCAGAUUUGAAGAAAUUAAGAUUGGCAUCCAAUUUUACUAAUGAAUCCACUGGUACCUUUAGAUUGAGUAAUGGCAAUGAUGAUUCAUUAACAAGUUUAACUGCAUUAAAGAAGAUGGAUUUUGAUGAAAAUUCUCCAGUAGAAAAUUGUGGGUUUUGCUCUGACGAUACCCCUUGUGUCUGUCGAGAAGCAGCACAGGAGGCCGCUCGUUUGAAUCAAGAUAUGUCAACAACGACUACUCCUGUUUCAGAUCCAAUGGAUACUUUGAGUUCAAAUGCAUUACCUCCACUUCAAAUCAAAUCAAAUCAAAUCCAAUUCCGUAAGACAUCUCUUCCUGUCAUGCAUCCAGGUCCUUCUGUUGAAAUCCAAAGCAUAUCCAAUUUGACUCCUGGUGCGGUUCCAAUUGUGGUCACACCCACACAGAGAAGCACUACUGUAAUAUUGGGCUCAGAGCAAGAACAAACCAACGGAUGUACUGGGAACCCAGGUACAUGUAGGCAAUGCCAAACAGAUCCAAUGUCUACUUUAUUCUGUACUACUGUUGCAAGUAAAGCCAAAAAUGGGACUUCAGAAACUGAAGAACUGGACGAAGACGUAAAUGAAGAUGAUGUAAUGGAACCAGUUAUUACUGCCGAUGACUCCAAUGCUACUACGGCUCCCACACCUCCAAAUACAGUUACCACUCCAACAGCUUUAGGUACACCAGUUUCGGCACCAGGACUUUUACCUCAUAUUUCCAGACACAAUUCGAUCUCCAUGAAUAUAUCUAGUAGUCGAACAGAACCAUUACCGAUAGGCAGGUCAAUGUCUCGUCCUGGUCCAGGGAUUUUCAUUCCUUGUUCUGAUGCUUACAAAACGUUAAGCAGACAUGAAAAGUUCAAUAGCAUGGAUUUUGGUACUUUGGUAGGAAAGUUAACCACCAGAGGAAUGCAAGUAGAUGCAUCUUCAGUUGCAAAGGUUUUAAGAGAAUUGGAUAAAAAGGUUUUUAAUUAA
This is a messenger RNA of Lizanozyma spartinae, 2154 nucleotides long. RefSeq names its product Hap43p (gene HAP43). NCBI's taxonomy places the organism in Eukaryota, Fungi, Ascomycota, Pichiomycetes, Serinales, Debaryomycetaceae. Bases 1 to 2154 code for a protein of 717 amino acids. Gene Ontology annotation, molecular function: DNA-binding transcription activator activity, RNA polymerase II-specific; transcription cis-regulatory region binding. The record is from RefSeq and is a predicted model, not a curated record. The transcript has a single exon. Gene Ontology annotation, cellular component: RNA polymerase II transcription regulator complex; nucleus.